Messenger RNA from Gopherus flavomarginatus (Mexican gopher tortoise), 597 nucleotides. Its product is annotated as cryptic protein-like. Bases 1 to 597 code for a protein of 198 amino acids. The record is from RefSeq and is a predicted model, not a curated record. Lineage: Eukaryota; Metazoa; Chordata; Testudines; Testudinidae. The transcript is spliced from 6 exons.
AUGUAUUACUAUCAGCAUUCCCUUAUAUGUAUCAUUUUGUGUUUUAGGUGUCUUUUAAGCUUGGCACUAUCUUUACAAGUAAUCCAAUUUGGAAAUGCCUGUAAGGGGGAGAACUGUGAUGAUAACCCAGACCAGAAAAAUCCAAAUACUUCCUUAACCACCUUUAAUGAUAUAAAUAAUCUCAAUUCUGAGAGGAGAAGGAGGAACCCCUCUGAAGUCUUACCUUUCACUGGGCUUACAGAUGCCAGCAAACUGAACAGAAGCUGCUGUCAGAAUGGAGGGACCUGUUUCCUGGGGAGUUUUUGCAUAUGUCCAAAACACUUUACUGGCAGACACUGUGAACGUGAUAAACGGAUCAGUAGCUGCGGUGCCAUUGGCCAUGGAGAAUGGACCCAGGAAGGAUAUUUGUUCUGCCAAUGUGUUUAUGGGAUUCUGCACUGUUUCCCUCAAAACCAGGAAGAUGGUUGUGGUCCUACAAAGAAAAACAUACCUGCUUGGAUUCAUCUUGGAAUGAGUUCUGAAGGACCAAAACUUCAACAGACAACAGACAUCCUUAUAGUUUCAUUACUGUUUCCUCUGCUUUGUCAGCUCCUCUAA